Molecule: messenger RNA, 3794 nt
Organism: Cantharellus anzutake
Lineage: Eukaryota; Fungi; Basidiomycota; Agaricomycetes; Cantharellales; Hydnaceae
Product: dynein heavy chain, N-terminal region 1-domain-containing protein
Exons: 13
Coding region: 63-3599 (1178 amino acids)
Biological process (GO): microtubule-based movement
Cellular component (GO): dynein complex
Molecular function (GO): minus-end-directed microtubule motor activity; dynein light intermediate chain binding; dynein intermediate chain binding
Source: RefSeq, a predicted model, not a curated record
AACGCGUGGCCAGAGAAAGAAAUUGCAACAGCCAAAACGCUGGCGUCGUCGGACAUGCUAGAAUGUCCUUCACGCCAUCUGAAACAAGCUCUGCAGCAGUGCUAAACCCUACCCUAACCAGUGACGCGGUAAAUGGAAGUCCUACUCCCUCCUUGACAACAUUCGAUGUCAGCGUGUUCAAGAAGUAUCUGCUGGCGCUCCUUCCUCCGGUGUUGGGUGCUGAUGUCGAUGAUCUUAACGACUCACUCAUCGAUGACGAGUUUGAUGAACGUGCGUUGAGAUUUGCGGCCGAAGGGAGUACCGUUAUCUACGUUUCCAAAACUCGCAGUGACUCGGAAGAGGAAAAUUCAACAACUUACUCUUAUGAACUUACACCCCACCUUUCAUGGACAUCAAAUACGUUCAUGAAUAUUGCCCUCAUAAAGCGAACUCCUGUCUUGGAUACUAUGGCGCCUCUAGCCGCACAACUCAAUAUUACCACUCUGUUUGGUGGGGAAGAAACCCCUUACGAAAGCCUUCAUGCUGUGGUCUCAUACGCAGUCAAGCCAUGGUUCGAUGCAUUCGUUGGGACCAGAAAUGGUGCCAAGGAUGGUGGCGACGCCAAAAUGGGCAUACCGAUGACCAAGAAGAAGUUUGCCGAGCUCGAAUUAUCCCUUUUACACCUUCAACAGAACGUGGAGAUACCCGAUACCCACCUAAUCAUUCAUCCUGUCAUUCAACGAGCGGUGGCUCAAACACAAUCACAAAGCAUACGACCCAGCAUUAAUCUCAUCCCUACAUCUACACUCACUGACAGCACUUUCCUUAAUACACUUCAGAGCCAUGUUAACAUGUGGAUUCGGUCGAUACAAGGAGUCACCAAGCUGAAUCGCGAUGUCUCCUCCGGCACCGCAUCACAGGAGAUCAACUUCUGGCUAAGUCUUGAGCGAGCAUUGGAAGGGAUUGAGGCCCAAUUACGUAGCGAUGAGGUUCUCAUGGUCAUGGACUGCCUGCGGAACGCAAAGCGGUUUCAUGCCACUGUCAGUUUCAUCGCCGACACGGGUUUAAAGGAGGCUACCGACAUGGUCCACAAAUACAAUCAACUCAUGAAGGAUUUUCCCCUCAACGAAUUAUUAUCCGCCACAGACCUUGAUAAAAUACAGGAAUCACUAUACCUUAUCUUCUCGCAUAUCAACCGUAAACUCCGACUUUCCCCAUACCCCAUACGGCGAGCCCUGCCGCUGGUCGAGGCAAUAUCCCGCGAUUUUAAUGAUCAACUGUUAAGAGUCCUUACAUCCCACCGAUUACCUUACACCCCCUAUGAGACAUUCGAUCGCCUCCUCUCACAAACACAAGCUAUUUUUCGGGCAUGGGACGAACAAAUGAAAGAAUUUACCAACGUUGCUCGAGAAGUCACUCGCAAGCGGCAGGAGAAGUUCAUACCCAUCAAGGUUCAUCCCGCGCAUGCCAAGCUGCAGGAAAGGUGUCGGUAUCUGAGAGAUUGGAGAAAACAACAUGAGCAGCUUGCAGUCAUGACCGGACCAACAAAAGGUUUAGGAAAUGUCGGCAAGGAGGCGGGUGGAAUGGAUAUGGAAGAGGAAGUGAAGGAGGCAUAUGAAGCUAUCAAGAGUAUCGAUGUGCUUGAUGUUUCCGUGGAGGGCACUGAGAUUUGGGUUACAGCUGAAAAUGCCUACAACGAACGUGUAGCUCGCGUGGAGAAUCAGAUCAUUGCUCGGCUCAGGGACCGGCUAGGGACAGCGCGGAAUGCUAAUGAAAUGUUCCGGGUGUUCUCAAAAUUCAACGCACUUUUUGUGAGACCCAAAAUUCGCGGUGCUAUUCAAGAAUACCAAACUCAGCUGAUCGACUCUGUGAAAGAGGACAUCAAACGAUUACACGAUAAAUUCAAAACCCAAUACCGAUUCUCCGAAGCAUACCACAUGUCACAGAUGCGCGAUUUACCACCUAUCGCAGGUGCGAUUAUCUGGGCUCGAGAGAUAGAGCGCCAACUCUCGACAUACAUGAAAAGAGUCGAGGACGUCCUAGGAAAAGGCUGGGAGCUGUAUGCUGAAGGGCAGAAACUCCAAACCGAAAGCACAGCCUUCAGACGCAAGCUUGACACACGUCCGGUGUACGAGGCUUGGCUCCACGACAUCAAUCGUCGCGAUAUGGGAAUAAACGGACGAUUAUUCGAAAUUAUUCGGCUUCGGGGGGGUGGCUUCCAACUUGCCGUAAAUUUCGACCCCCAGAUUAUCACCCUAUUCAAGGAAGUCCGGAACUUGCUAUGGCUCAACUAUCAAGUGCCUCAUGCCAUAUCUAAUAUGGCGAAGGACGCGAAGAGAGUCUACCCCCAUGCCGUUAGCCUCAUGGAAACUGUGAGAACGUACGCACAAACAUUAGACUUGAUCGAAAAAAAUCAAGUCAUUGAAAUCCUUGUGGCCGAGUUUCGAAAUGAGACACAACGAAUGACAUCCAGAGGGAUGUCUGUCCGGUGGGAUUUCUUCGUUAAUGCUUACGAUACGCAUCGAUAUCUUCCUGCGGCUGGCCUGGAAGGACGGGAGAACCGGAAUCUAGCUUUCGUCCGGGAAUUCGCAGGAGCUGUCUCCAUCUUGCAGGAUAAAACGAAUUCCCUGAUAGACUCAUACAGGGAAAUCAAUCGUGUGGUCGAAGAGCUAUCCACAUGCCCUUUCACAUCUCAGGCAUUUGGCGAGUUGAUUGCUAAGAUUCAAGCAUUAAUUGACCGACUCAACUUAGAGGGUUAUGCAAAUCUUGAUCACUGGGUCAAUCGCCUAGAUAAAAGGAUUGAGAGUAUCCUUUUGCAGCGAUUGACCUCCAUCAUUCAACUCUUCUGCACAGAGUUUGAGAAGACUGAAGAAGAUGUGAGAAGAGACGCAGUCUUGAGAGAGGCUUCGAACAAACGCAGGAGCGAUAAGAAAUUCAAAGAUGAUAAGCAAACCGCAGACGGGCCACUGAUCCUGAAGCCUAUCGUACACGAGAUUCGGAUACAGGAUCAAGUGAUCUUUCUUGAUCCCCCAAUCGAAUAUGCACGGGAAAUCUGGAUAAAGCGGCUCCAUGAUUGGUUGGCUGUGGUGUGUGUUCAACGGCGAAUUCAGAGUUCCCGGUAUGAAAUCGGGCUCCAAAUGCGGGGCACCAGCAUGGCCGAAACUACAUAUGUCUCGCUGCUGACUCAAUUCGCCGACGACACCUUGGACCGCCCUUUCAUGCAUAUCGAGAAUAAGGUCCAGCAAGUCACAGAAUACGUCGGCAAAUGGCUGCAAUUCCAGUCGCUGUGGGAUUUGGAGGCAGAAUACGUGUUUAACCGAUUGGGGGAUUCGUUGGCAAGCUGGCAGCAGCUGCUGAUUGAGAUCAAGAAAACGCGCUCCACAUUUGAUACGUCAGAAACCGAGAAAUCGUUCGGUGUGUGCGUUGUCGACUAUGAGCAGGUACAAGCGCGUGUGAACGCAAAGUACGACUCGUGGCAGCGGGAUAUCCUCAGCAGAUUUGGGGUCAAGCUCGGCAAUGCAAUGAAGGACAUGCAUGCAGCGAUCCUCAAGGCUCGAAACGAGUUGGAGCAUCAAUCGAUUGAAGGCCUGGUGGGAGGUGGAGUAUCCCGACGGUUUUGAUCCGCUGUCGGACCUAUUUCAGAGUUUGGGGUGGUUGGCUCCCCAGCUCCUUGUGUUCAUUUUCAUUGUGCGCUUCUACAGAACUUUCAGGAACGUUUCCUUCGCUAGUUCAUUGGUUUAGUCUUUCCGUGUGUGCUCAACUAUAUUUACGUUGAUCAUGAUGAUUAUCUUUCCGCUUGCCCCGGUCACUCGGUU